Molecule: messenger RNA, 1533 nt
Organism: Lathyrus sativus (Indian pea)
Lineage: Eukaryota; Viridiplantae; Streptophyta; Magnoliopsida; Fabales; Fabaceae
Source: the annotation of a GenBank genome assembly
AUGGUUCUGAAGUUUCUUCAAGUCACUUCCAUGCAAUUAAUAUAUCGUGUUGUUGUUCUUGUCCGUGACCCCUCUUGCAUAUGUCGUCCACGAACUUUCAUUUCUUCUUUAGCAACUUGUCACCCUGGAGACGAAGCUAGCAACUUUUGGCGUAAAGAACAAUCUCAAGAUCUUUCGAGAUAUGUAGACACUCUUACUGCAAAAAUUGGCAAAGGAAGCAGCGAGGAAGACAUUCUCCUGUCUCUAAUCAGUGAUGAAGUUGUAAAUGGUAUUCCUCCGUCUCAAAAUCUUGUUAAUAGAUUAUUAUGUCGGUAUAAGGAUGAUUGGAAGUCUGCAUUGGGGAUAUUCAAAUGGGCUAGUUCGCAUGCACACUUUAAACAUUCUCAAGAAUCAUAUGAUAUGAUGAUUGAUAUAUUGGGUAGAACGAAGGUAAUGGGAAAGAUGAGAGAGAUCUUAGAAGAGAUGCGUCAAGAGAGUCUCGUCACCCUCAAUACUAUAGCCAAAGUAAUGAGAAGAUUUGUUGGGGCAAAACAGUGGAAAGAUGCUGUGAGGAUAUUUGAUGACUUACAGUUUCUCGGCUUGGAGAAGAAUACAGAAUCCAUGAAUGUGUUGCUUGAUACUCUCUGCAAAGAGAAAUUUGUUGAGCAAGCUCGGGAAAUUUACUUGGAACUGAAGCGUCACAUUGCUCCAAACGCUCACACGUUUAACAUAUUGAUUCAUGGAUGGUGCAAAAUCCGACGUGUUGAGGAGGCACUUUGGACAAUCCAAGAAAUGAAAGGUUACGGCUGUCGCCCUUGUGUUAUAAGUUAUUCCACCAUUAUCCAAUGUUAUUGUCAAGACCAGAAUUUUGACCGGGUCUAUGAACUUCUUGAUGAAAUGCAAGCUCAAAAUUGCUCUCCUAAUGUGGUCACUUAUACUACUAUCAUGUGUGCAAUGGCAAAAGCAGAAAAAAUCGACGAAGCUUUGCAAGUAGUUGAUAGAAUGAGCUCUACUGGAUGUAGGCCUGAUACUCUUUUUUACAAUUCCUUCAUCUAUACAUUGGGGAGAGGAGGCAGAAUAGAUGAUGCUAUGCAUGUAUUCAAAGUUGUGAUGCCGAAGGCCGGUGUGACCCCAAAUACAUCCACCUAUAAUUCAUUGAUUUCUAUGUUUUGUUACUAUGCACAAGAGGAUAGAGCUUUUGGCAUUCUGAAGGAGAUGGAAGAGUCUGGCCUAUGUAAGCCUGAUAUUCAGACUUAUCAUCCAUUGAUCAAGUCAUGCUUUAAAAUGAGGCAAAUAGAUAGUUUACUGAAUGAUAUAUUAAAUGACAUGAUAAAUAAAUAUCAUAUUGGUCUUGACCUUUCAACCUAUACACUGCUAAUUCAUGGGCUUUGUAGAGCAGAUAGAUGCAAGUGGGCGCUUGAUCUGUUUGAGAAGAUGAUCGAUCAAGAUAUCCUACCUAUGUACAGAACUUGCCGUUUGCUCUUGGAUGAAGUCAAACAGAAAAAUAUGUAUCAAGCUGUUGAAAAAAUUGAGAUUCUUAUGAAGAAACUUUAA